This is a messenger RNA of Saccharomycodes ludwigii, 1473 nucleotides long. It is a transcript of the gene ARP9, whose product is annotated as Arp9p. Bases 1 to 1473 code for a protein of 490 amino acids. NCBI's taxonomy places the organism in Eukaryota, Fungi, Ascomycota, Saccharomycetes, Saccharomycodales, Saccharomycodaceae. The record is from RefSeq and is a predicted model, not a curated record. The transcript has a single exon.
AUGGCUCCCUCUUUUCGCCAAGAAACCUAUUUGAUUAUUCAACCAGGAUCUACAACAACGCUUGUGGAAUUAAUAACACCAGUCAAUGCUAAUAGUAAUACUGCUGGUUAUAAUAAUGAGGAGCCACCAUAUCCGUUACCCACAUAUUCAAUUCCUACUGAGGUAUACUAUAACGACAUCCAUUAUUCCACAACUAAAGUGGAUCCCACCUAUAAAAAAAUAACACCUAUAAUAAAUGGAGAAAUAGUUGAUUUAGAUUCCUUCAAAUUUUUUUUAAAAAGUGUAUUUAAAUCAGUUGUGUUACAUUAUAACUCAAACUUUGAUAACACACCCUCGUUAACCAAUUUCCCUCUUUUAUUGGUUACUAAUCACAAAUGGUCAUUUCUACAAUUGGAAACACUUGUUCAAUUUUUUAUGGAACAAAUAGGAUUAAAUAAUUUAAUGUUUUUACCCAGUGGUGCAGCGUGUAGUUCUGGAUUUGGCAGCGUUGCCAAUGGUAUUGUUAUUGAUAUUGGUAAACACAAAACCGACCUAAUUCCUAUUUUAGACUAUUUGCCCAUAAAAUAUUUAACAACUUCAAUUGACAUAGGCGGUGCUGAUAUUAAUAAAAACUUGCUUAAAUUAUUUGCUGAUAGACAUCCCACUUGGAGUGAAGAGCGUGUAGAAAAUUUAAAGAAGAGCAAUAUUUUUGAAGUUUUACUUACUUUCAACAGCGACGAUGACGAUGGUCAAAAUCAUAACACAAAUAAUGUGAUGGACACCAACAUCAAUACUUUCGUAGAAAAUGAACAAGGUUCACUGGGUAAAAAUGACGAAGAUAAUAUUGAUGUUGCUGCUAUUGUAACCAGCGACAAAGAUACAAGACAGAUUUUGGAGGAAAGAGAGAGAAAUAAAAACACCAAAAAAAACAGUGAAUUGGGGGAAAAUACAUUCUUUGAUGCAAGCACCAAUGAGCUUGUUAUUGUUGGUGAAGAAAGGUUCAAAGGAUGCGGUAAUUUAAUAAGGUCAAUUUCUAAACAGGUUGGUAUGGUUUUGCAACAAGUUCCAGAUAUAAAUAAACGCAAAGUGAUGUGGGAUAAUGUAAUGAUUGUAGGGAACACAAGUUCAAUUACUGGAUUUAAAGAGGCUGUAUUGCGACAAUUAAUUAAAGAUUAUUUGGUUCAGGAACCUGCUUCAGAAAAAGCCCAAAGAGAAAAAGAGUUUUAUGCCAAUGCAGCUAAUAAGAAAAAGGGAAGGUAUAUUGGUCAUGUUUUAAGUUUAGAAUACCAGAAUCAAGUCCCUACCAGCAUCAAACUAGUUAAACCACCAGAAUACUUUCCUGAUUGGAAGAAAACUGGGUACGGUGAAAUUAUCUUUUUAGGUGCUGAAAUUGUUGCCAAACAGGUUUUUGGUCAUUAUAAUGAUCAAUUUUUCAUUACUAGAGAUAAAUAUAAUAAAUAUGGUCCACCAGCUAUAUGGAAUGUAAUUAUGUGA